GGCGAAGGGGCGCGGCGCUGCUGCAGCCAAUGGGCGCCUGGGGGCGGUACCGGGAGCGGAUUGUUUAUGUCCCGGGAGGGGAAACCUACCUGUCUGGGGGCAGCAUGGCGCGGCGCCCACGGAGCAGCCGGGCCUGGCACUUCGUCCUGAGCGGGGUCCGGCGCGAGGCCGACGGCCGGGCCAGCACACGGGGCUGGGGCUACGACUCUGACGGGCAGCAGCACAGUGACUCGGAUUCAGAGCCGGAGUUCUCCUCCCUGUCUCCCUCCAUCCCGAGUGCCAUCCCUGUGACUGGAGAGUCCUACUGCAACUGUGAGAACCAGAGUGAAGCUCCCUACUGCUCCAGCCUGCACGCCCUGCACCGCGUCCGUGACUGCCGCUGCGGCGAGGAGGAUGAGUAUUUUGACUGGGUGUGGGAUGACCUGAACAAGUCAACGGCCACGCUGCUGACGUGUGACAACCGCAAGGUGAACUUCCACAUGGAGUACAGCUGUGGCACGGCCGCCAUCCGCGGCAACAAGGAGCUGGCAGACGGGCAGCACUUCUGGGAGAUCAAGAUGACCUCUCCAGUGUAUGGCACUGACAUGAUGGUGGGGAUUGGGACGUCGGAUGUGAACCUGGACAAGUACCGUCACACCUUCUGCAGCCUGCUGGGCAAGGAUGAGGACAGCUGGGGACUCUCUUACACAGGACUGCUGCAUCACAAGGGGGACAAAACCAACUUCUCCUCGAGGUUUGGCCAAGGCUCCAUUAUUGGUGUGCAUUUGGACACGUGGCACGGGACACUCACGUUCUUCAAGAACCGCAAGUGCAUAGGUGAGAGCCAGGGAUGGGGUGGGAGGAACUCGAGUCUGGCUGCAGCAGGAAACACUGGGAAAGCAGAAGACCAAGGUGUGAAGGGUGGCAGCCACAAAGCUGCAGAACAAGAAGUUUUACCCCAUGGUGUGCUCAACAGCAGCCAAGAGCAGCAUGAAGGUGAUCCGGUCCUGUGCCAGCUGCACGUCCCUGCAGUACCUGUGCUGCUUCCGCCUGCGCCAGCUCCUGCCCGACUACGUGGACACGCUGGAGGUGCUGCCCCUGCCCCCAGGACUGAAACAGGUGCUGCACAACAAACUGGGCUGGGUCUUGAGCAUGAACUGUAGCACGUCAAAGCCUUCCUCCUCCUCGUCCUCGGGGAGCGACUCGGACAGCUCGUGCGGCUCGGAUGCGGAGGCCUGCCAAAGGAAGAGGUGCAGGAGGACAUAAUGGCUCUGCACAGCAGCUGGGUGGUGUUUGUUGUGUUGUCUGCAAGGGUCAGUCAAGUCUGAUGCACCUCUUCCUUCUGGGGACAUCCAUUUCUACGUGUUGGCAAAGAUUUCUCCAGUGUUGUGGGAAUCUUUGGCCUCGACAUCCAUCACAGGCAUUUAGAAGAGUUGCUGGCUCCAAGAGAUGCCAGCUCUGACACAAGAAAUUUGUGGUGAAAUAUCUGAGCUUCAUCUCCUGGCUUGCUAUGGAAGUCAGCACCUCUUCCUGAAGGAUCUCUCUUCUUCCUGUUGGCACAGACAACGUUUAAGAAAUUGGACUUGAUGACAGGAGUUGGACUGAUAAUUUCCAUGGCUCCCUUCCAGCUCAGGAUGUUCUGUGGUGAUUAAGGUGGCCUCCUGGUUGGAGUGUACAGGAUUCCAGUCAGAUAACGGACCUGACUCAUCAAGACACAAUCCCAGGCCACUCCUCUCCUCUCUGUGUGUGUAGGUUUGGUGUCUGCCAUGACCUCCUCCUGCUCUGGGGCACAACUGGAGCAGCAGCUGGAGGGAAAGAGCCCCCAGAGACACUGCUGGGAGCAGAGGCUGAGCUGUGGGUGGUCUUCCUCAAGCCCUUUGAAUUGCUUUGCAUGUUGGUUCCUGCUGCUUCUCCUCUGUCCAAGACUGUGUUAAACUGUAACAAUAAAAGUAGAAGCUGUCUGUU
Parus major (Great Tit) is the source of this 1944-nucleotide messenger RNA. RefSeq names its product splA/ryanodine receptor domain and SOCS box containing 3 (gene SPSB3). Lineage: Eukaryota; Metazoa; Chordata; Aves; Passeriformes; Paridae. Gene Ontology annotation, cellular component: SCF ubiquitin ligase complex. The record is from RefSeq and is a predicted model, not a curated record. The transcript is spliced from 7 exons. Bases 30 to 1142 code for a protein of 370 amino acids. Gene Ontology annotation, molecular function: protein binding. Gene Ontology annotation, biological process: proteasome-mediated ubiquitin-dependent protein catabolic process.